AUGCCGCAUAUGCAGCAUUCUCGAUUUCCUCGCAUUCUCAAGCCAAUGAUGGAGAAGCUCGAGUUUGCAGAGAUGGAUCAGUUUGUUUAUCCCAACAGCAUCCCUGACGAUCCUCAUUGGCCGAGACUCUGGGGUUUAGACAAGAUUCGAAUGCUGGAUGCCUGGUCGAGAUUGACCGAACUGGGUUUGGAUGGCGAAGAGACGGUGGUUGCCGUGAUCGACACUGGGGUACAGUUGGACCAUCCCGAUUUGAUGGAUUCCUUGUGGACUAAUCCUGGGGAAAUCCCGGACAAUGGAAUCGACGACGACGGGAAUGGCUUUAUUGAUGAUGUUCAUGGCUAUGACUUUGCAGGAGAAGAUGGGCAUCCAGACGAUGACAAUGGUCAUGGCACCCAUUGUGCUGGAAUUUUGGCUGCCACUGCGAACAAUGGAGUUGGCAUCGCUGGUGUGGCCAGCAGGCUUGCCAAGGUACGCAUCAUGGCUUUGCGGUUCCUGUCGGCAGACGGUACAGGUGGAACUGUGUCGGAUGCGGUGAGGGCGCUAGAAUAUGCCUUGUCCUUCGGCGUGCCAGUGUCUUCAAAUAGUUGGGGAGGUGCGGACACCUCUGAUGCUUUGAAGGUAGCCAUCCGGCGAGCCAGUGAGGCUGGACAUCUCUUUGUCGCACCUGCGGGCAACAGUGGGAGGAGCAUAUCAGACGGAACAUAUUAUCCUUGUGUCUACCGUCAGGCUGGAGUGUUGUGCGUGGCUGCCAGUGAUCAGUCCGACCAGCUGACUUCCUUCUCAAAUUAUGCACCAGAGUACGUGGAAAUUACAGCGCCGGGAGUUGAUAUAUACAGCACGUACACUGGGUCUGGCUAUCGUUCCGAGUUUGGCACGUCAAUGGCUACCCCGUAUGUGGCUGGGGCAGCAUCCCUGGUGGUCAGUGCGUUUGGCUACAGCGGGACACAUGUCAGGCAGUUGUUGCUUGAUUCAGCGGUUCUGGCAGACAAUUUCAAGGGGAAGGUGGAUGGAGGCCGCUUGGAUGUCCUGAAGUUAAUCGAAAGAUCCGAGCCGGACUUUCUCUUUUGGUUUGACUCGGAAGGGGCCAGGACUGCAAUGGUGUCUGUAAUAGUUGCAGCCAACAGCUCCAAGUUGGUGGAGCUUCAGAUUGGAUCAGACAACAUUUUACCCGGCACUUAUGAAGCGGAAGUGCACACAAGCUGGCACGAUGGUGAGGAGACAAUCCCUGUGGUUUACACUGUUCAAGGCCAACCACUACUGCAUUUGGAGCAGCAUAGCCUCGAAUGGGCACAGGUGCCAAGCAAUGCCACUGCGAGCCAAUAUUUGAACAUUACCAACUCGGGCAAUGGGACUGGCCGAGUGCAGUUGCAGCGUCUUCCAUUUCCCUUUGAGGGUCCUGAGAACGAGAUAGUGGUUCCGCCCGAGGGUGCUGCUAGUGUAUCGAUUCAAUGCGCUCCCAACUUCACAGGCGAGUGGCUUGGGGAGGCGGCUUUCAAUACAAACAGUGGGCUCGAUGCGUGGAACUCAAGCCGGUCAACAUUGGAACUUGGAACUGUCCUGAAGGUGAGACUCAGAUGUAUCAGCAGGAAGCCACCUGAGCUUCAGAUGGAGCCAUUUUCCGGAGCUGCUGAGGUGUUGUCAGGAGGUCUCCUUCGUUACUUGCAGCCGGUGGUGCAUGCCGAGUGGGAGCCAUUCGUACCAGGGAAAGAGGUAGAGGCAAAUCUGGUGCUCCCAGAGGAGAACAACAGCUUGGGAUGCAGCAGGCACAACACAGACGUCUCUGGCUCAGUGCUUCUGAUUGGACGAGGGGAUUGCUACUUCUCCGUGAAGGCGCUGAUGGCACAGGAGGCCCAAGCGUUGGGGGUGCUUUUGUACAACAACCAGGACAAUGGUGCAUUGCCAAUGAUGGCCAUGCCGCGAGAUAGUGACAUCCCUGUGAUUCCGAUGUUUAUGGUGACGAAGGCAGAGGGUGAAGCUCUUCUUGCAAGGCUUCAGGAGGAAGCCCUUCGUGUAAAGCUGCGCUGGCAGACAGUCAGCGCUUACACACUUCCUUCAAGGUCGGACAGGGUCUCCAUCCAGAUUUCCAACACUGGGGUUGCCGACCUACGCUGGAACGCGCGGCCCAAGUUAUCCUUUGGCGCCCAUAGCUUCUAUGAGACUUACAUCUCUGGAGUGCAGAACUCCUCCAUGGCAGAGUUUUCUUGGACAGAGGUUGGUGAAGAUUUGAGCUUCUUCAGGGAGCACGGCCAAAAUGCAAGUCUGCAACUGCCCCUGCCUUUCAGCUUUUCCUUUUAUGGGCAGAUGUUUGAUAAGGUGUGGGUCACGUCCAAUGGCUUUUUGGCCUUCGAGAUCUUCGAGGGUGAAGCUCCACCUUUGCCGUUACCCUUCAUGGCUGGGAUCUCCAAGCCCAAUGGGAUAGUAGCAGGCUUUGGUUGGCCUUUAACGUGCCACGACUGCCGGAUCUCUUCGAUGGAAGACGGCACGUGUUUUGUGGUCCAGUAUGCCAACAUGUCAUUCGAUCACCCAACGCUUCCCAUGAGUGCCGGGUCGGAUGGUCUCUCUUUUGAGAUUCGGCUUUGCCAAGAUGGUCGAAUCAGCAUGAUGUAUGCCAAGUUUCCAGAGCCUGCAAGCGACUACCGUGAUGCUUUUAUUGGGCUUGAGACCAUCGAGGGGGAUGCCUUGAUGAACUUGCGCUCGCAGUUGCCCUUCGCCGAGCGGCCAACGCAUGACCUGAGAGGCCGCCAAGAGAUCGACCCAAAGCAGUUUAUGGAGGACCUCUUCAUGGACCACUCGGAGGCUGGCUUCCUCCACAUAGAGGUGGACGAGUCACUGGCUGACAUACAUCAGGAGGCUGUGGCUCAAGUGAAGCCGAAGCAGGGCAUCAAGAGAUCCAGGGACUCGGAGGAAUAUGUUACAUUGAACCAGGCCAAGAAGUUGACGAUGAACAUCAGUGACGGGUGUAGCAUUCGGCCCUCCUCAGCCUGGCUCGAGCGAUGGGCACGGGAAGCAACAUGUGUGCCACGCUUACGCUUGCCUGAAGCCUUGUGCCCAAGGGCGAUGGACGAUGCGGCCCUGGGCGAGCGCACCUGGACGGACGAGGGCCUCGUGCAUUUAGCGCGCAAUUGUCUCAGGGUGACGCAGGACAAGCUCUCCGGCAUGUGUGAUGCAUCACCUUUAACGUCCAUGCUCUCCACAGCAUUCGCGAAAAGGCCUGCGGCAAUUGAGAGGGCCGAAGAGCGCUUCGAUGUGUUUGUAGCGUCGGUCGUUCAGAUUUGGUGCCGAACAGUGGGAGCUCGCCUGGAAGGGAAUUGGUUCGUUGAGAUCGUUCAGGCACGACCCGUGCAAGAGUCUGCGCCAUUCAUGCUAGUUGGCUUCAUCAUGGGCACCUUGUAUGUCACCUUUCGGCUUGCCUACAUGCCAGCCGUGCAUCUCCCACUCACUAGCACAAGCUCUGUCAUUUUCCAUUCCGCUUUCGUCCUAGCUGCGCUCUCCUAUGAGCGUGGGGUCACAGUGGACCCUGGCGCCAUCCCGGAGAACUGGCGAAAAGCGGAGGAUGGGCGACCACGCUUUGAGCUGGAGGGUGGCCGAGUCUUCCUUCAUGAGCGCAAGAAGAAGACAGGUGAACUCCGGUUUUGCAGUAAAGAAAUGAAGUUCAAGCCUGACAGAGCGCAUUACUGCAGUGUCAUGCGGCGAAAUGUGCUUCGAAUGGACCACUACUGUCUUUGGCUGGCGAACUGUGUGGGAUACCACAACCACAAGUAUUUCUUCCUUUUCUUAUUCUACACUCUGAUUGCGACAGGCACAAUUGACAUUGGACUCUUACAAGCGUUGCACACGGGUACCUAUAGCGCUGGGCAUACAUUUAUGAUGGCUCAAGGUGCGAUGAUUUCAUCAGUGCUUGCAGCGCUCCUGGGGCCCUUUUUUAGCUUUCACUGUUGGCUAAUGCGGCACAACAUGACAACCAUUGAAUAUUGCGAGAAGAUGAGGGACAAUGAGGAGUACCGCGUCUCUCACUAUGACAUCGGCAUUUUGCGGAACAUCCAGUGUGUUCUAGGCGACAACUGGAUGUUGUGGCUGCUACCCAUCUCUGGGCCUUCCGGCGAUGGCCUGCAGUGGGGCAUCGCAGAGCAAAAGACCACAGGUCACGCUGCCGGAAGAGCUUCGCCUCCACAGGCGACGAAGGCCAAUGAAGCAACUGAAAAAGGGGCUAGAGAUGACGAGUCUGGCAACGUUGCCGCCUCAAGCACCUCUGCCUCGAGCUCUACGGAGCCUUGGAACACGGCUGGACACUUUACAGCUCCGCAGUGCAUGUAUCAAGCAGGCAAGGCACUGCAAGACAUGUGCGGCAACAUGACAGACUACUGCCAGAAAAUCAAAGACAAUCAAGAGCCCAGCAUUUUCCACUAUGGAAUGGGUAUUUUGCAGAACAUCCACCGGCCGUGGGAAGGGAUUUCUGGUGCGAAUUGUCCUGAUGCGACAUCCAGUCUUGCAUCUUUUGCAUCUUGGGCGGGUAGAGGAACCGCGGGAGCUGCGAGUCCAUCUCGCACAGGGCAGGACUCUCCGGAACACGGUGCUUCAUCCAAGCAGGAUGCCUGGGCUGCACUAGUAGACUUCGCCGAGCAAUCCAGACAAUGUGCAACGACAGUGACGUUGGCGCAGAUUGUGCGUUCCCCGGCCACGGUCUCUCCGUUGCAAAGCCUCUCCACGACGCAGACGGCGGUCCGGGAGAUUUGCUGCGACAUGGCUGCUUUCGUGGUGAACAAGGCGAGGGUGGCCGGCAUCCUGGAGCCAGAGCUGGUGGAGACAGUGGUUCCAAGGAGAGGAGGUGAAAAUGGUGAUUUCCCACCACCUCACUCCUCAGACAUCACCAGAUAG
This is a messenger RNA of Durusdinium trenchii, 4875 nucleotides long. The record is from the annotation of a GenBank genome assembly. Lineage: Eukaryota; Dinophyceae; Suessiales; Symbiodiniaceae.